Messenger RNA from Gekko japonicus, 5599 nucleotides. Its product is annotated as von Willebrand factor A domain-containing protein 5A-like. The transcript has 16 exons. The record is from RefSeq and is a predicted model, not a curated record. The annotation marks the transcript as partial. Lineage: Eukaryota; Metazoa; Chordata; Lepidosauria; Squamata; Gekkonidae.
CUUGACCCAGUGCCCUUGCAAAGCAUCUCUGUGGAUGUGGUGGUCCACGGCUUCGUGGCUGAUGUAGCUUCUGAGCUUCGGUAUAAGAAUGAAGAAGAGAACCCCGUGGAGGCUGUCUUUGUCUUCCCUCUAGAUGGUGAAGCAGCUGUCUAUGCCUUUGAGGGCCUGAUGGGUGGGACACGGAUUGAAGCCCAAAUCCGAGAAAAGAAACAGGCACAGCAGAAAUACGAUGAUGCCUUGAGUGAAGGAUGGGAAGCCUUCCUGCUUGACAGGGAUACAAAUACCAGUGACGUUUUCAUGUGCAACCUGGGUAACCUUCCUCCCAAAGGGGAGACCACGCUGAAGCUGCGCUAUAUCCAGGCAUUGGCUCCAGAGCCUGAUGGGGCUGUCUGUUUUGUCCUGCCUGCUGUGCUGAACCCACGCUAUGUACCCCCGGGAUCAGAAGGGGGCACAGUCACUGAACAGAUACCACUAGUUCCCAAAGGAAAGCUUCCAUAUACGCUCAGCCUCCGUGCCACGCUGGAGUCCUCCCUUGUCAUCAACCGGGUGGAAUCCAAAUGCGCCCUUGAACCCCUUCGCUACACAGCAGAAAACCAUACUGCUGCCCAGGUCUCCUUGGCUGAAGGGCACCAAUUUGACCAAGAUGUAGAGCUGCUGAUUUAUUAUGAGGAAGUUCACAAGCCCAGUGCAGUCCUCGAGGCUGGGAAGCCAGGAGCUGCGUCAGGAUCCUUGAUGGGGGACCCAGCCCUUCUGCUUACCCUCUACCCCAGCUUGAACUAUGACCCCAAGCCAGGCCUGAAUGCCACUGGGGAGUUCAUCUUCUUGCUGGAUCGCUCUGGCAGCAUGGACUGGAGAAUGGAUAACAGAAGUUGCUAUUCACCAACACGUAUUCAGAGUGCCAAGGAGACCCUGAUUCUCCUCCUGAAGAGCCUCCCUCUGGGAUGCUUCUUCAACAUCUAUGGCUUUGGAUCCCGCUGUGACUCAUUUUACCCGCAGAGCGUAGAGUACACCCAGGAGACCAUGUCAGAGUCUCUCCAACGUGUGAAGAAGCUGCGGGCUGACUUGGGGGGCACAAGGAUUCUGAAACCACUGAAGGCCAUUUACAGUCAGCCAUGCCGAGAAGGACAUCCUCGUCAGCUGUUUGUGUUCACAGAUGGAGAGGUUUCUAACACUAAUGAAGUAAUUGCGGAAGUUCAGUGUCACAGCAACUCCCACAGGUGCUUCUCCUUCGGCAUUGGCGAAGGGUCCUCCACAGCCCUCAUCAAAGGCAUUGCUCGAGCAGCUGGAGGCAGUGCUGAAUUCAUCACGGGCAAGGAGCGCAUGCAAGCCAAGGCCUUGCAGUCUUUGAAGAAAGCCCUGCAGCCAGCAGUAACAGGAAUCUCUGUGCAUUGGGAUUUGCCUUCCGGUCUUGAGGCUGUGCUUGUGGGGUCCGGCCCACAGGUCAUAUUUGAAGGGCAGCGCAGCCUCAUCUACGCCCAGAUCCAUGGGCAGCAUCAGGCAAGCAACCUCCACCAAGGCCCCAAAGCUUUCCUUCUGCUCUGCCAAUUUUUUUGUUCUCUGCAGUCCUCAGGUGCCUUAGAGGGGUCGGCUGUGCUUCAGUACAACAUCCAAGGCCAGACUUUCACGGAGACAAUGAAGUUUCCCCUUCAAGCUCAGGAGAGUGACAGGCUCCCUGUUCAUCGACUGGCAGCUCGAGCCCUGUUGCAGGACCUGGAGGGCACUGGAGAGAAGGAUGAAGAAAAACAGUGCCUGGCUCUGGAGACGAGCCUGAGUUCCGGGGUGAUAUGUUCCCUGACGGCCUACAUCGGGGUGAACACAGAGAUGAGCCAGCCAGUGCAAGGCCCCAUUAUCCACAGAGCUCUCCCACCUCCAGGGCAACUGUAUUUAUAUAACCCAGGGGGGGAAGAUCCCACCCCCAAGAAAAAGGAAUCCCCUCUCCUGAGGCUGGUCUCCCUGCAGAAUGCAGAGGGCUCCUGGAGCCUCGAUUCCAGCCUGGCCAGUCUGCUGGGCCUGAGUGAGGCAAAGAUCACGAGCAAAACACCUGAACAGGUGGCCCCCAAUGUGUGGGCAACUGUGCUGGCCAUCCUAUGGCUCCACUCCAACGCUGCAAAGCAGAGGGAUGAAUGGGAGCUGCUGGAAGCGAAAGCGCUCGACUGGCUUCAAGCAACUGCAGGGUCUCAGCUAGCGGACUGCGUGAAGACUGGCAAUGCAGUGCUGGGCAGCAGCGUGAGCCCCCAGACUCUGGGUCUCUGAGCUCCUCUCUGUUCCCUUGUGCCUUUGCUCCUCCUUCUCAUCCUGCCCAUGUGUAACCAGCUUCAUUAUCGUGCCUGAGAGCCUCUCUUACCAGUGUGCUGGGGCUCCACCGUGCCUGAAAGUUGCUUGGACAGUCGUUCAUUAUCGUGCCUGAGAGCCUCUCUUACCAGUGUGCUGGGGCUCCACCGUGCCUGAAAGUUGCUCCUCUUUCCUCUGCCACGAAGGUGCCUUAUGGUCCUGAGUCCCCUAUCCCAGCACGUGCAGUGUGGUAGGUUCAGUAGUCAAGCUCUGCCCUUUAUAAACUCUGUAGUUGUAAAUGCUUCCCAUUGGUAUAAUAUGGAGAAUAAAUAUUAAAGUGAAUUGUACUGCUGCUAAGAGGGUGUGAUGACAAGCUGUGAUGGACUCUUCCCUUGAGUUAGGGAUUUUGGCAAUUAGUAGGCAUCCCUUCGGGAUGUGAAAAACCUCUACCUGAAACCUCGGAGAGCCACUGCCUGUCUGAGUAGACCUUGCCAGUGGUCUGAUUGAGUAUGAGCCAUCUUCAUGUAUGCGUAUGAUGUUUUUAAACCACACACACAGGAUAGAUGCCCCUGGAAGUCAGGAUUUUUUAAAAAAAUUUGAAAUACCAAGGAAGGUAUUGUUGGAUGUUCAGAGGUUAGAAGAAACCUACUUGCUCCUCAAGAGUUAUAAAGGGGUGCAAUUUCUUUUAGGUCAAAGGUCUUACUCUUAAACUUCAAAGGGGCCCUCAAAUGCUUCACUGCCCCAAAUUUAGAGUGCUACAGUGAGAUGGGCCCAGAGGACAGAUAAAUAUACAGACAGACCUGAUGAGAUUGGAGGACAAGCUGUGAUGAAAUCUCCCUGGAGUGAAGAUUUUGGCAAUUAGUAGGUAUCCCUCAGGGGUCAUUCGUAUCUUGGGAAGAAGGGUCAUACAAAUCCUGAGAAUGAGAAUUUAAAGCAGGUCUCAGUUCCGUGAUGGUAAUAAUAAGAUAAUUGAGUUUGAACAACACUGAAUUUAACUGUUCAAAAAUACCCUCCAAUGUUCUAGCACACAAAAGUGAGACUUCUGUGACCUGUUUAAACAUUGUAACUGAACUUCUUCUCAAUUGCACCAUACAGUUCAAAACCCAUACUAGUAUCGGGGCAAUCAGUGGCAAGAGGCUUUUCUAGGGGAGCUAUAGCUGGAAAUGUAGAAGCAAAGGGAGCCAUCCAACAUGAAAACUUUGUGCCCCAGGAGGUUAAUAGGAGCCGGAAAGGAGUUAAUUUUGCUCUGCUUAGAGAGCCAAGAAGGUAGUGAAUCAGCUGGCCGUUGUAGGCACUUUCGGGCAACGGGGUCCCCAUAGCUUCAAAACCCAACUAGAAACCUAGCUAGAAAAGACUUAAACCCCCACCCCCCAAAAAAGGUUAUGGAUAAUAGUAGGUUACAGGUAAUACCAUAAGACAACAGGUUAUGCUGUGCAAGAUGAUUCCCCAAUUAAUAACUGUCUCCUUAGGAAAUAAAGAAGAGAGACAGUAAGAGCAAUUGGAGAAGAAACAGUCACUGGAGACGAGUGAAUGCCAGUGCCUUUCUGCACUCGCAAGGACCCAUCCAAUACAGUCCAGUGGCCGUGCUGUGGGUGUAGGUUUAUCAAAUGUUUGCUUUCAUGGCAGGGUGACUGAAUAUCUUAUAAAAUGGGCUGACAGGUUUUGAUUUGCCAGAGCUGUGUCGUGAGUGGCACAGGUGCACAAAUGUAGCCUAUAAAUGAGGGCAAUCCAGCUAAUGGCGUCAAGGCUAGGGGCUACACUUCACCCUGCACAGCGAUGGUUCCAGAUGGUACCACAUGGAACAGUAAGUAGACUUCCAAAACUCUCAGGCUGCUGUAAGGUAACACCACCUCCCAAAAAAUUGCCAUUAAACAUCGGCUGUAGGUCUGUGCCUGUUGUCCAGGAAGCUAGCAAAACAAUGUAUAAAGCUGAUGUUUAGAGGCUUACACAGGCCAACCGCAGAUUGUGACUUUCAGCCAAUGGCAGCUUUGAUUCCUCCGCUACACCAGAGAACUCUUUAAAAGUUCAAAGCUUUCAGGAAAAACUUAGAGGAAUGCAGAACACAAGAAAAACUGAAUAAGUGAAGGCUGUCCAGUUAAUGGCAUCUGGCUGAUAGCUUCUCCGCUUCCAAACACUCGGCAACAAGUUCUUAGAAAUCCCAGGACUUGGAAUGAUAACAGCAGACACCCAGAAGGACUAGAAAAAGGAUUUAGCAAGCUGGAUGUAGUUUGUAUCUUAUUAAUAUCUUGUAAAUGCGGAGCUUGAGUAAAAGCAUCCCUCAUCUUCCCCAGCCUCCGGUUAAUGGGGGCCAUCCUAAAAUUCUGCCGCACUAAAGUGGGCUUCCUGAUCCCACCGUAAAACUUCCAGAGCAAGGUAACUGCCCAACUCCUAGAGGUAUGGGGUUGGAAUGUUGCCAUGGUUGUGAACCCAGAGAGGAGUCAAAACCUUUUCCUGAAAUGGAUCCUGGUACUACUCCCAGAUGCUCCAGCUGCCUUGAUGAGAGCUGAACUAGACCUUCCAUCUAUUCAGGCACAUGUGCACAUAGCCCUAGUUAACUACUGGCACAAAUUGAAGAGUGUUCCAGUUAGUCUUCUCUCUAGCAUUUAUAUCACUCUAUUUCAGAAAGGUUCUGCGUGAUCCACCAAUUACAAUAAAAUAUUCCAUCUGUAUAAAAUGCCAGAUGUUGUUUGUGGUGCCAGCCAGGCCAAUUUCAGUUGCCAGGCCUGGGUAUGCAUGCAUGACACUGCUGCUGAUAGGCAAGUUAUUUCAGGUACUAAAUUCUCUCCCUAGUUUAAAUUAAACGGGAUCAUUCUAGGGCACACUAUCUGUCCAAGAUUACCCUUUACAAAUUUUUCUUAGCCUUCACAUCUAUUUGUUUUCAAACAAUGAAAACUGCCAGGCUUGUAGAAAACUAUACACAAAAACUAGUCAGUCAAAAUCUAUGCAUUUGCAGAGCCUUACAACUAGAAGAUCUAUGCCAUUACUUGUUGGCCUGUCUGCUUUAUGUAGCUUUUUCCAGGCAAAAAAUUUUUUUCUUAGACACUAUUCUGGCUAGCUUAGGCCCCAGCACGGCAAUGGAGAAAGUUUUGUUUCUCCUCUCUCUCCUACAAAGUUGCCCUUUUGCCUUAGCAUCCAAAGACUAGGCCAGCAAAAUGUUAUUCUUUUCCAAAGCCUGCUGGAUGAAUAGCCAAAAAGCUACUUUUAUUAAAUGAAUUGUAAUUGUUACAGAAAUGUAACUUUUAGCAGUUUUUGGUAGCAAUCUUUUGGCUUGCUGCCACAAGGGCCAGGUCCUUUUCAGUGGCGGCUCCUAUCUGGUGGAAUGAGCGAG